This is a messenger RNA of Closterium sp. NIES-65, 5204 nucleotides long. NCBI's taxonomy places the organism in Eukaryota, Viridiplantae, Streptophyta, Zygnematophyceae, Desmidiales, Closteriaceae. The record is from the annotation of a GenBank genome assembly.
GACGUGGACGUGGACCUGGACGUGGACUGGUCGUGGACUUGGACGUGGACGUGGACAUGGUCGUGGACGUGGACGUGGACCUGGACGUGGACGUGGACUUGGACGUGGACGUGGACGUGGACGUGGUCGUGGACGUGGACGUGGUCGUGGUCGUGGACAUGGACGUGGACGUGGACGUGGACGUGGACCUGGACGUAGACGUGGACUUGGACGUGGACUUGGACUUGGACGUGGACGUGGACGUGGACGUGGUCGUGGACGUGGACGUUGACGUGGUCGUGGACGUGGACGUGGACGUGGACUUGGACGUGGACGUGGACGUGGAUGUGGACGUGGACGUGGACAUGGACGUGGUCGUGGACGUGGACGUGGACGUGGACGUGGACGUGGUCGUGGACGUGGACGUGGACGUGGACGUGGACAUGGACGUGGUCGUGGAUGUGGACGUGGACGUGGACGUGGUCGUGGACCUGGACGUGGUGGUGGACGUAGACGUGGACGUGGACGUGGACGUGGUCGUCGACGUGUACAUGGACGUGGACGUGGUCGUGGACGUGGACGUGGACGUGGUCGUGGACGUGGACGUGGACGUGGACCUGGACCUGGACGUGGACGUGGACUUGGACGUGGACGUGGACUUGGACGUGGACGUGGACGUGGACGUGGUCGUGGACGUAGACGUGGACGUGGACCUGGACGUGCACGUGGACGUGGACGUCGACGAUCAAUGGGGGAUCACCAGUGGACCUCUGACAGACGUGGACGUGGUCGUGGACGUGGACGUGGACGUGGACCUGGACGUGGACAUGGACGCGGACGUGGACCUGGACGAGGACGUGGACGUGGACGUGGACGUGGACGUGGUCGUGGACGUGGACGUGGACGUGGACGUGGACGUGAUCGUGGACGUGGACGUGGACGUGGACGUGGACGUGGACGUGGUCGUGGAUGUAAACGUGGACGUGGACGUGGUCGUGGACGUGGACGUGGACGUGGACAUGGACGUGGACGUGGACGUGGACAUGGACGUGGACGUGGACUUGGACUUGGACGAGGACGUGGACGUGGACGUGGACGUGGUCGUGGACGUGGACGUGGUCGUGGACAUGGACGUGGACGUGGACGUGGACUUGGACGUGGACGUAGACUUGGACGUGGUCGUGGACGAGGACGUGGACGUGGUCGUGGACGUGGACGUCAACGUGAUCGUGGACGUAGACUUGGUCGUGGACGUGGACGUGGACGUGGACUUGGACGUGGACGUGGACGUGGACGAGGACGUGGAUGAGGACGUGGUCGUGGACGUGGACGUGGACGUGGACGUGGACGUGGUCGUGGUCGUGGACGUGGACGUGGACGUCGAUGUGGACAUGGACGUGGACCUGGAUGUGGACGUGGACUUGGACGUGGACGUGGACGUGGACGUGGAGGACGUGGACGUGGACGUGGAGGACGUGGACGUGGACGACGUGGACGUGGACGUGGUCGUGGACGUGGACGUGGACAUGGACUUGGACGUGGACGUAGACGUGGACGUGGUCGUGGACGUGGACGUGGACGUGGACGUGGUCGUGGACAUGGACGUGGACAUGGACGUGGACCAGGACGUGGACGUGGACGUGGACCUGGAUGUGGACGUGGACUUGGACGUGGACGUGGACGUGGACGUGGAGGACGUGGACGUGGACGUGGAGGACGACGUGGACGUGGACGUGGACAUGGACGUGGACGUGGUCGUGGACGUGGACGUGGACUUGGACGUGGACGUGGACGUGGACCUGGACGUGGACGUGGACGUGGACGUGGACGUGGAAGUGGACCUGGACGUGGACGUGAACGUGGACGUGGACGUGGUCGUGGACGUGGACGUAGACGUGGACGUGGACGUGGACGUGGACCUGGACCUGGACCUGGACUUGGACGUGGACUUGGACGUGGACGUGGACGUGGACGUGGACAUGGACGUGGACGUGGACGUGGUCGUCGACGUGGUCGUGGACGUGGACGUGGACAUGGACGUCGACGUGGACGUGGACGUGGACCUGGAUGUGGACGUGGAAUUGGACGUGGACGUGGACGUGGACGUGGACGUGGAGGAUGUGGACGUGGAGGACGUGGACGUGGACGACGUGGACGUGGACGUGGACGUGGUCGUGGACGUGGACGUGGACCUGGACGUGGACGUGGACGUGGACGUGGACGUGGACAUGGACAUGGAGGACGUGGACGUGGACGUGGACGUGGUCGUGGACGUAGACGUGGACGUGGACGUGGACCUAGAUGUGGACGUGGACUUGGACGUGGACGUGGACGUGGAGGACGUGGACGUGGAGGACGUGGACGUGGACGACGUGGACGUGGAUGUGGACGUGGACCUGGUCGUGGACGUGGACGUGGAGGUGGACGUGAACGUGGACUUGGAAGUGGACGUGGACCUGGACGUGGACCUGGACGUGGACGUGGACGUGGACCUGGACAUGGACGUGGACGUGGACAUCGACGUGGUCGUGGACGUGGACGUAGUCGUGGACAUGGACGUGGACCUCGAUCUCGACCUGGACGUGGACGUGGACGUGGACUUGGACGUGGACGUGGACGUGGACGAGGACGUGGAUGUGGACGUGGUCGUGGACGUGGACGUGGACGUGGACGUGGUCGUGGUCGUGGACGUGGACGUGGACGUCGAUGUGGACAUGGACGUGGACCUGGAUGUGGACGUGGACUUGGACGUGGACGUGGACGUGGACGUGGAGGACGUGGACGUGGACGUGGAGGACGUGGACGACGUGGACGUGGUCGUGGACGUGGACGUGGACAUGGACUUGGACGUGGACGUGGACGUCGACGUGGACGUGGACGUGGUCGUGGACGUGGACGUGGACGUGGACGUGGUCGUGGACAUGGACGUGGACAUGGACGUGGACCAGGACGUGGACGUGGACGUGGACCUGGAUGUGGACGUGGACUUGGACGUGGACGUGGACGUGGACGUGGACGUGGAGGACGUGGACGUGGACGACGUGGACGUGGACGUGGACGUGAACAUGGACGUGGACGUGGUCGUGGACGUGGACGUGGACUUGGACGUGGACGUGGACGUGGACCUGGACGUGGACCUGGACGUGGACGUGGACGUGGACCUGGACGUGGACGUGAACGUGGACGUGGACGUGGUCGUGGACGUGGACGUAGACGUGGACUUGGACGUGGACGUGGACCUGGACCUGGACCUGGACUUGGACGUGGACUUGGACGUGGACGUGGACGUGGACGUGGACAUGGACGUGGACGUGGACGUGGUCGUCGACGUGGUCGUGGACGUGGACGUGGACAUGGACGUCGACGUGGACGUGGACGUGGACCUGGAUGUGGACGUGGAAUUGGACGUGGACGUGGACGUGGACGUGGAGGAUGUGGACGUGGAGGACGUGGACGUGGACGACGUGGACGUGGACGUGGACGUGGUCGUGGACGUGGACGUGGACGUGGACCUGGACGUGGACGUGGACGUGGACGUGGACAUGGACAUGGAGGACGUGGACGUGGACGUGGACGUGGUCGUGGACGUGGACGUGGACGUGGACGUGGAUGUGGACGUGGACGUGGACGUGGACGUGGACGUGGACGUGGACGUGGACGUGGACGUGGUCGACGUGGACGUGGACGUGGACGUGGACGUGGACGUGGACGUGGAGGACGUGGACGUGGACGUGGAGGACGUGGACGUGGACGUGGUGGUGGACGUGGACGUGGACAUGGACGUGGACAUGGAGGACGUGGACGUGGACGUGGACGUGGACGUGGACGUGGUCGUGGACGUGGACGUGGACUUGGACGUGGACGUGGACGUGGACCUGGACGUGGACCUGGACGUGGACGUGGACGUGGACCUAGACGUGGACGUGGACAUGAACGUGGACGUAGACGUGGACGUGGACGUGGACGUAGACGUAGACCUGGACGUGGACUUGGACGUGGACGUGGACGUGGACGUGGACGUGGUCGUGGACGUGGACGUGGACGUAGACAUGGACUUGGACUUGGACGUCGACGUGGACGUGGACGUGGACAUGGAUGUGGACGUGGACGUGGACGUGGACCUGGACGUGGACCUGGACUUGGACGUGGACUUGGACGUGGACGUGGACGUGGUCGUGGACGUGGACGUGGUCGUGGACCUGGACGUGGACGUGGACGUGGACGUGGACGUGGACGUGGUCGUGGACGUUGACGUGGACGUGGACCUGGACGUGGACGUGGACGUGGACGUGGACUUGGACGUGGACGUGGACGUGGACGUGGACGUGGUCGUGGACGUGGACGUGGACGUGGACGUGGUCGUAGACGUGGACGUGGACGUGGACCAGGACGUGGACGUGGACGUGGACCUGGAUGUGGACGUGGACGUGGAGGUCGACGUGGACGUGGACGUGGACGUGGAUAUGGACGUGGACGUGGUCGUGGACGUGGACUUGGACGUGGACGUGGACGUGGACCUGGACGUGGACCUGGACGUGGACGUGGACGUGGACCUGGACGUGGACGUGAACGUGGACGUGGACGUGGUCGUGGACGUGGACGUAGACGUGGACGUGGACGUGGACCUAGACCUGGACGUGGACUUGGACGUGGACUUGGACGUGGACGUGGACGUGGACAUGGACGUGGACGUGGACGUGGUCGUGGACGUGGUCGUGAACGUGGACGUGGACAUGGACGUCUACGUGGACGUGGACGUGGACCUGGAUGUGGACGUGGACUUGGACAUGGACGUGGACAUGGACGUGGACGUGGACGUGGAGGAUGUGGACGUGGAGGACGUGGACGUGGACGACGUGGACGUGGACAUGGACGUGGUCGUGGACGUGGACGUGGACGUGGACGUGGACGUGGACGUCGACUUGGACGCGGACGUGGACGUGGACGUGAACGUGGACGUGGUCGUGGACGUGGACGUGGACGUGGUCGUGGACGUGGACGUGGACGUGGACGUUGACCUGGACGUGGACGUGGACGUGGACCUGGAUGUGGACGUGGACUUGGACGUCGACGUGGACGUGGACGUGGACGUGGAGGACGUUGACGUGGACGUGGAGGACGUGGAGGACGUGGACGUGGACGUGGACGUGGAGGACGUGGAUGUGGACGUGGACGUGGACGUGGACGUGGACGUGGUCGUGGAUGUGGACGUGGACUUGGACUAG